GGGCGUAUGAAGGUGUCGGGUCGGAGCAGGCAGGAGGCCUCCGCCUCUCGCGCACACCUGCUGCUCCCCAUUCCUUUCCUUCCUUCCUCCUCUUUUGUGCAGUGCAGAUGCGCGAAGAAGAAGAGCAGCAGCAGCAGCAGCAGCAAGCAGUUCCAAGGAGGGUGGGUGCGCGUGCUUUUUUAUUUUAUUUUCGCCUGCCUUUUCUCCUCUGCCUGCCGUGAUAUGGGAAGAGACUCCUCCUGAGCCUAGGACUUGGCUCACUCCGACCUCCUCCCUUCACCUCACCUGCCAUCCAUCCCCCUUGCCUUCCUUCUGACCAAGGCAGCGUGAAGCCAGCCUUCGCCACUCGGAGGAGAAGAUGCCCAGGAAGAAACUUCUGCAGCGCCCCGCCGAGCCCUAGGAGCCCCCAGGCGCUGGGAGGGACGCCCAUCCCUGCAUCUGGAUGGUGCCAGCGGACUGCUUGGCAUCGGGGCGCUUGCAGGAGGAGGCUGGUUGCCAGCAUGCUCCCGCUGCUGGGACUCCCCGGCUGAGAAGAGAGGCGCGCUCUGCACCAUCCCCAGCGGGUCACCCCCUUCCCCGUCGUGACCUUGGGCUGCCUCCGGUUUCAUGAGCGCCUCUCCCUCCUCCUCCUCCUCUUCCUCCUCCUCCGGCCUCUGAGAUCUGCUCUCCCUCCCCUCCCCACCCCCUCCCCUCCCUCCCCUUCCCCACCCCCUCAUGGCUGCAUCAGAAGAAGGAACUGGCUGUUUUCUCCCCAGAGGCAGGUCACAAAGCGACCCCAGCAUCCUCGGGGACACCGCCGGGACUGAAGCCGAGGAGCAGCAAGAGGAGAUGGAUCCAUCCCCUGCAGUGCGUUCCGAAUAUCUGGUCUCAGGGAUUCGAACUCCUCCCGUCCGAAGGAACAGCAAGCUAGCCACGUUGGGCAGGAUCUUCAAGCCAUGGAAAUGGAGGAAAAAGAAAAACGAGAAACUAAAACAGACGUCAGCAGUGUUAGAGAAGAAGACAACCGCAAGGCAAGGUCGGGACGAACUUAUUAAGAAAGGCCUGCUGGAAAUUAUGGAACAAGAUUCUGAAAGCAAAGCAGCAACUGGUGCCACCAGAGCAAUGCUGAGUGACCCUUCAUCCCCCACAUGCCAGGCACUUACCUCAGAAGAGACGCGGCAGGAACAUAUAUCAGCCACAACCAAUGCCACCUCACUUGGCGAGGAGCUGCAUUCAGAAGAGCUGAGAGAAGAUUCAGCCAAGAAGACGCCAGCUUCCUCAGAUGAACGUGAAAAUGCCAGCCUGCCAGCCUCUGAAGAGAAUCCACAAGCCUUACUUCUUCCGGAAUCCACGGAAUCGCCCCAGAAGCAGAUGGAAAGGAACUCAGCUCAGCUCCCCAGCCCUCCUCCAUCACUUCCAGUUCCGCCACCUAAGACUGUCUCCAAAGUCUCGAAGAUUGUACCAGGACAAGCUGCUCCCUUCCAGCCCUCAGGCCAGAAAAUCUCCGAGCCCCACCUCAGAGGGCAGCACACAACGCCAAAUGGCUCCCCUCACCUUGGUGCCGUCCACCUGCCUUUACCUCCCAGCCGAGUCAUCGAGGAACUUCACAGAGCUUUGGCCACCAAACACCGGCAGGAUAGCUUUCAGGGAAGAGAAAACAAAGGUUCUCCCAAGAAGCGAAUGGACAUCCGCCCAUCCAGAACGUGCAGCGUUGAUCACAGCAAAGAGAAGGAAAGUUUGGUGAGCUACAACAGCGACCCAGAGAACAAGCGGAAUUCCGUCAAGGAGUCGGAUGAGAACAAAGAGAACCUGAUCAUGAACUCUGAAAUCAAGGACGACUCUGUUUUCUAUCAGGAUGAAGAGGUUUUGAAUGACUCCAUCAUUUCUGGUACUUUGCCAAGAAAAUGCAAAAAAGAGUUGCUGGCAGUGAAGUUGCGGAACAGGCCAAGCAAACAGGAGCUGGAAGAUAGGAACAUUUUCCCCAGGAGGACCGACGAAGAGAGACAAGAGAUCCGGCAGCAAAUUGAAAUGAAACUUUCCAAGCGACUGAGCCAAAGACCUGCUGUUGAGGAACUAGAAAGAAGAAAUAUUUUGAAACAAAGGAAUGACCAAACGGAACAGGAAGAAAGGAGAGAGAUCAAGCAGAGGCUGACGAGAAAGCUUAAUCAAAGACCGACAGUUGACGAAUUAAGAGACAGAAAAAUCCUAAUUCGAUUCAGUGAUUAUGUGGAAGUGGCAAAAGCACAGGAUUAUGACAGACGAGCAGACAAGCCAUGGACAAGGCUCUCAGCAGCUGAUAAGGCAGCCAUUCGAAAAGAGCUAAACGAGUACAAAAGUAACGAAAUGGAGGUGCAUGCAUCAAGCAAGCAUUUGACAAGAUUCCACAGGCCAUAGAGGUUUUCUUCUGAGAAGAAUUUGUCUACUUUUUUGAUACCACUACUGAACAUGCAUCAGGGAAAGGAUGAAGGUCUUUCCUUGAGGUUCAGUCUAUGACAAGCUGAUGUUUCGCGUUCAAGAAGGGACUCUGCAGAUUCGGUCUCUGCAGCACACACUUAAAAGGGAGCAGCUAGCAGAGGAUGGACUUCGCCUCGGAGCUACAACAACACCUGCUGGGUGCGAGGAUUAGCUGGAAAUGACUGAAGUCGAGCUUAUCAAAAAGGAACCCAUUGCUCUCCUUUGUUACUUGUUAUUAAACUGUAUUGCAGCAUAUCUUGGGAAAGGAGAUGUUGUGCAUGUACAGGCUUUUUUACCAUUCCAAGGCCUCUGACAUAAAGGACAUGGUGCACAUCGUCAUUCAGUAUUAUCAUGGUGACAAGACAUCUGGAACUUAUCACGAUUAGUUUGUAUAAAACACUUAAUUUCAUGUUAUACAAAUUGAUUUACUAUAUUAUGGUUUAUUUCCUUUUUUUAUAUAUGUCUAACAAAACACAGCUGCGGCGUUUUUUUUGGGGGGGGGCUCCUGUUAUUCUUAUUUUCUUUAAUUAAAUGAUUACUUACUGCAGAAAACAGA
Messenger RNA from Podarcis raffonei (Aeolian wall lizard), 2989 nucleotides. RefSeq names its product phosphatase and actin regulator 3 (gene PHACTR3). The record is from RefSeq and is a predicted model, not a curated record. Lineage: Eukaryota; Metazoa; Chordata; Lepidosauria; Squamata; Lacertidae. Gene Ontology annotation, biological process: actin cytoskeleton organization. The transcript is spliced from 14 exons. The coding region runs from base 715 to 2373 and encodes 552 amino acids. Gene Ontology annotation, molecular function: actin binding.